GGAAAUGUAAAGUUGGGUGGCGCGUUACCGGGGCAACGGAAACGCCGCGACGAGUUGGCGGUCGCCCCAUCAGCGUAGCGAUUGUUGAAACCUUUCAAAUAUUAAGACAUAUACAAGAGUUGUUGGCGUAAUUGCUGACUUCCUCUGCGCCGCGAUGUUUGUCUACUUAAGUAAAAAGAUCUCUAUCCCAAAUAGCACCAAGCUGCGUUGUGUCGCCUGGAAUAAAGAACUGGGUUACAUAGCCUGUGGAGGGGAGGAUGGACUGCUUAAGAUUCUAAAGUUGGAAUCUCAGACAGGUGAAGAUGCUAAACUCAAAGGGUUGGCAGCACCAAGCAACCUGUCAUUGAACCAAACUAUGGAGGGCCACAGUGGUGCAGUGCAGGUAUUGGCAUGGAAUGAGCAUUAUCAGAAGCUCACUAGCAGUGACCAGAAUGGCCUCAUCAUUGUGUGGAUGCUUUAUAAGGGCUUGUGGUACGAGGAGAUGAUAAACAACCGAAAUAAGUCCAUGGUGAGGAGCAUGUGCUGGAACCUGGAUGGACAGAAGAUUUGCAUCGUCUAUGAGGAUGGAGCUGUCAUUGUGGGAUCGGUGGAUGGAAACCGUAUAUGGGGGAAGGAACUGAAGGGCAUACAGCUUUGUCACGCUGCAUGGUCGCCAGAUGGACGAACGCUGCUGUUUGGGAUGGCCAAUGGAGAAGUCCACAUCUAUGACAACACAGGCAACUUUGUGGCCAAGAUGUCGCUGCAGUGUCUGGCAGAAGCGACCGGAGUUGUGAGCAUCGCCGGGUUGCAUUGGUACGAUGGGCGGGAGGGCUUCGUGGACCCUGGCUGUCCCUGCCUGGCCAUCUGCUUUGAUAACGGGCGCUUCCAGAUCAUGCGCCAUGAAAAUGACGAAAAGCCUGUGCUGAUAGAUGCAGGCAUGACGGUGAUGAGCAUCCAGUGGAACCACUGCGGCAGUGUGCUGGCUGUGGCCGGAUCACAGAGAGCCUAUGGCCAGGAGAAGGAAUUCAACCUGGUGCAGUUUUACACGCCAUUUGGCGAGCACCUGAGAAGUCUGAAGAUGCCAGGGAAACACCUGUCUGCCCUAGCCUGGGAGGGGGGCGGCCUACGCAUUGCUCUGGGUGUUGACUCCUUCCUUUACUUUGCAAACAUCCGCCCAGAUUACAAGUGGGGCUACUGCUCCAACACGGUGGUGUAUGCGUACACCAAGCCUGAGCGCACGGAAUACUGUGUGGUGUUCUGGGACACCAAGCACAGCGAGAAGACGAUGAAGUAUGUGCGCAGCCUGCUGUCCGUGACGGCGUGUGGUGAUUACUGCGUGCUGGCCACACGCGCUGAAGACACUCAGGCACAGGAGGAAGGCGUAACUGAUUUUGUGGUUGAUAUGUACGUCCUGGUGCUGUGCAACUCUAUUGGAACUCCACAGGACUCCAAGUACAUUGACAUUGAACCUCUAUACGUGGCCAUGACACACUCCCACGUCAUCGCAGCAUCCAAGAACGCUUUCUACGUGUGGCAGUACCGUGUGGCGAAAAAAAUAACUGGCCUGGAGAUCAACCAAGUGGCCCGGUCUCGUCGUGACGGCAAAGAGAAGAUUUUUCACGUGGAUGACCAACCUACAGGAGCUGUUGAUGGCAUGCCGGACAUCAGCAAAGCAACAGUUGCAACUAAAGACCCAAUUUGCUGCAUCACAGCUUCAGACAAAACCCUGCUCGUGGCAAGAGAGUCAGGCACCCUGCAGCGCUACACUCUGCCCAACGUGGGCUUAGUGCAGAACUAUGUUGCCUCUGCCCGGCCAUACCGCCUCUCCCUCAACUGCAACUCCACCCGUCUGGCAGUGGUGGACAUCUCAGGCGUGCUUACCAUCCUCGACUUGGAGGCUGGCGGCUCACUGAUGGGCUCCGAAUCCGGCUCGGAUGCGGGAGAUGGUGCAAGGGCAACGGGGGCAGCCCCAGGGCAACCGCGGGACCCCAUAGGGUUCGAGCGCAAGGACGUGUGGGAUGUGCGCUGGGCGGCCGAUAACCCUGACCUGUUCGCGAUGAUGGAGAAGACGCGCAUGUAUGUGUUCCGCAACCUCGACCCUGAGGAGCCCAUCCAAACAUCUGGAUACAUUUGCAGCUUUGAGGAUCUGGAGAUCAAAUCUGUACUCAUGGAUGAGAUCUUAAGGGACCCAGAGCACCCGAACAAGGAGUGCGUGGCAAACUUUGAGGUGCGCUCAUUGAGAGACAGCCGAGCCCUGGUGGAGAAUGUGGGCAUAGAGGAGGCCUCGCAGUUCAUAGAGGACAACCCUCACCCUCGCCUCUGGCGUCUCCUGGCAGAGGCUGCGUUGAAGCAGCUGAACCUGGAGAUGGCGGAGCGUGCGUGCGUGCGCUGCAAGGACUUCCAGGGCCUCGAGUUUGUCAAGCGGCUGGGCAGCCUCCAAAGCCAGGCCAUGAAGCAGGCGGAGGUGGCGGCGUACUUCAGCCGCUUUGAGGAGGCUGAGCGCAUGUACCUGGACAUGGACCGCCGUGACCUGGCAGUGAAUCUGAGGAUAAAGCUGGGUGACUGGUUCCGAGUCCUGCAGCUCUUGAAGACGGGCUCAGGCGACGCAGACGACACCUUGCUGGAGCUCGCGUACAACGCCAUCGGCGACUACUUCGCUGACCGGCACAAGUGGUCCCACGCGGUGCAGUACUACGUGCAGGGGCGGAACCAGGAGAGGCUCGCCGAGUGCUACUACAUGCUGGAGGACUAUGACGGGUUGGAGAGGCUGGCUACGUCUCUCCCCGAGAACCACAAGCUGCUGACGAACGUUGCGCACAUGUUUGUGACGGUGGGAAUGUGCGAGCAGGCCGUUGCAGCCUACCUGAAGUGCAACCAGCCCAAGAUGGCAGUUGACACAUGUGUGCAACUCAACCAGUGGAACCAGGCGGUGGAUCUGGCUCAAACACAUAACAUGAAGGAAAUUGGCUCUCUCUUGGCCAAGUAUGCGGGCCAUCUGCUGGAAACGGGCAAGCGUCUGGAUGCCGUAGAACUCUACCGCAAGGCCAAUCGCUUCCUGGACGCUGCCAAACUCAUGUUCCAGGUCGCAGAUGAGGAGGCAAAGAAACGCACAAAGCCCCUGCGCGUGAAGAAGCUGUACGUGCUGGCCGCACUGCUUGUAGAAAACUACCACGAGCAGGUAAAGAACGGCCAGAGGGAGAAGAUCAAGGGCAAGCGUGUGGAGGCAUCUUCGGCUUUGGCAGGGCUCCUGGAAGAGGACGCGGCGCUAGAUGACAGUCGGCUGAUUGAUGGGGCAUGGCGGGGCGCCGAGGCCUACCACUUCUACCUGCUGGCACAGCGACAGCUGUGCUCCGGACAGGCCGAGAGCGCUACCCGCACCGCACUGCUACUGUGCGACUACGAGGACGUCCUGCCACCGAGCGACGCCUACUCGCUGCUGGCGCUGUGCGCCGUGGCGAGCCGUUCGUUCGCCACGUGCUCGCGCGCCUUUCUCCGCCUCGAGGCCCUGGAGGGGUUCUCAGAGGAGCAGCUGCGGCCGUACCGCGAGCUAGCAGUGGAGAUCUUCACGAGGCACGCGCCCAAGGACCCGCCGGCACGCGGCCAAUCCGACCCCAGUGCUGCCGCGGCAUCACUCGAACUAGGCGAGGAUAAGCUGCCCUUGUGCGUGGCUACGGGACGGCGCAUCUUCGACUUCCAGUUCUGGAUGUGCGGGGUGUGCAAGCACUGCGCCGCCGAACGAGACAUUGCGGCGCGUGCCGUCUGCCCACUCUGCCACAGCCCCGUCGCCUGACCGCCCCCCAGCUCACAGUAUCACACACAGUACUUGUCAACCCUAGUAAGUUAAGUGGCAGGCCGCCGAUGUUUAAACCCUUUGAAGGCAUGCUGAUUUUCGAAGCAAAAAUUGUAUCCAGAAAAAAAAGUUUGGUUAAUUUUUUUUUGUUUGCAAAGUGUUACGAUUACCUUUACAAAUAGCAAAGCAGCAAGAGAGUUCAAAAAUCGGUAGCCUACCGCUUAAAUCGAUAGUGUUGGAAAGUACACAGCAAUGACACCAGAGCUUCAUGACUAACUCUCAGGAUCCACAGAAACUCACAGAAGCACUUAACACUUGACUCAUUCAGUGGCAAUUCUGUAUGGGUUUUCAAAAUCUGAAUGCCCUUUGUAUGGAAGGUGGAAGGGCAUUCUGAAGUGUGUCUCGUGUUUUUGUGACUAUUGCGCAUUUGGCGAUUGCUGCAGUGUACAGUUAUAAUUUCAUACAUUCACUGUUUGUUUUCUUGUAGUCUAAAGGCAAAUUGUCUCAUGCUUGAAAAAUGUGCAGAUUUAUAGACGUGUAUUUUAAAAAAGUGUACAUAAUGAUAUUUUCUCUUUUUAAAUAACAAUAAAUAUCUUUAUUGUGCUGUCUUGUAUUCACUUACAAUAAAAAUGUAAAAGCC
This is a messenger RNA of Petromyzon marinus (sea lamprey), 4409 nucleotides long. RefSeq names its product WD repeat domain 35 (gene WDR35). Gene Ontology annotation, cellular component: intraciliary transport particle A; non-motile cilium. Gene Ontology annotation, biological process: protein localization to cilium; non-motile cilium assembly; intraciliary retrograde transport. Lineage: Eukaryota; Metazoa; Chordata; Hyperoartia; Petromyzontiformes; Petromyzontidae. Gene Ontology annotation, molecular function: protein binding. The record is from RefSeq and is a predicted model, not a curated record.